AAAAAUCCAGCAAACUCUCUUUGGCUUAAGUGGUAUGCAGGGAAAUUCUUCCACAGGCACUCGCAUGCUCAUGACUUCCUCAUAUUGCGUAACUGUUUCCAAACCCACUGAGCUCAAAUUUGUAUGCUUCUGUGCUGUGGUACUCCACCUCUUCUUAUUCAAAAGGCAUGGGGAUCUGAGGUCUGCUUUUACAGCCUGCUUGUUGAUUUGUUGCGCUGCUCAGAGUAUUCUUGUUUUUUUCAGUACAGACUGUACAGCCUUUAUCUUUUACCUCUAACCGCUUUCUAGGGUUGGGCCAGUCAUAUAUUGCGCCACACCAGAAGAGCUGUGAGUCAGAGUUCAGCUUCGAUUAGUUAAGGAUUAAUUUUCUAGGAGUAGUGUUUACAGAAGAUCAGGGCAGACCUCCCGAUAGACUGGCACCAUGAAGCUGGAGCAGCGUCUCUCCAUUUCGGUCCUGCUGAUAUUUUGUGCAGCAUGGAGCGCACAUGGCGGAAAAAUUUUGGUGUGGUACACAGAAGGAAGCCACUGGAUUAACAUGAAGCCUGUGCUGGACAAGCUUGUUGACAAGGGACACAAUGUGACGGUUCUGGUGCCGAGCACAUCGCUGUUCAUGAACAUCAAUGAACCUUCAAGCUUUGGCUACGAACCCUUUGAUGUUGCUGUCACAAAGAAGCAGAUGGAGAGCUUAAUGGAAGAUUUAUUUAACUUCUCUAUCUAUGAGGUCGAUCAUAUGAAUUACUUGCAGAUUUACAACAAAUUCACUGAGCUGUUCGAGGUCAACCUUGCCUAUAAUUUUAAGUUUUUAGAUGGGGUUCUAAAAUCGGACACAAUCAUGAAGAGGCUGAAGGACGGCAAAUAUGACCUUCUCUUUUCUGACCCCGUCUUCGUUGGUAGUGAGUUAGUAGCAGAUACUCUGGGGAUCCCUCUGGUCUACUCACUGCGCUUUUCCAUGGCUAAUAACUGGGAGAGAUAUUGUGGUCAGAUCCCGGCUCCACCUUCAUUUGUCCCGGCCGCUAUGAGCAAACUCACCGACAAGAUGGACUUCUCUGAGAGAGUGUUGAACUCUAUGUUUUACCUGCUGCAGGACGCCAUGUUAGCCAGCAGUGUGUGGAAAAAAAUUGAUAUUUAUUAUACUGAAUACAAAGGAACACCCACCAGUGCCUGUGAGAUGAUGGGUCGAGCAGAAAUUUGGUUGAUGCGAACAUACUGGGACUUUGAUUUCCCUCGUCCAUUCCUCCCAAACUUCAAAUAUAUUGGUGGGCUCCACUGCAGACCUGCCAAACCUUUGCCUAAGGAUAUGGAAGAGUUUGUGCAAAGUUCUGGAGAUGCUGGCAUCGUGGUCUUCACUUUGGGAUCAAUGGUAAAGAACAUCACCACAGAGAGGGGGAACAUGAUAGCCUCGGUCCUUGCUGAGAUCCCACAAAAGGUGCUGUGGAGAUACAGCGGAGAAAAACCAGAGACCCUCGGUGCCAACACCAAAAUAUAUGACUGGAUUCCUCAGAAUGAUCUUUUGGGUCAUCCCAAGACCAAAGCUUUCAUCACCCAUGGUGGUACAAAUGGCUUGUAUGAGGCUAUCUACCAUGGCGUUCCCAUGUUGGGCAUCCCCCUGUUUGGUGAUCAGCCAGACAACCUGGUCCAUAUGAAGGCCAAGGGAGCUGCACUUAUGGUUAAUCUGAACUUCAUGAAGCCUGAGGAUUUGAGAGAAGCACUCAAUUCUGUCAUCAACGAUAAAUCGUACAAGGAGAGUGCCAUGCAGCUGUCCAGCAUCCAUCAUGAUAGACCGAUGACAGCUCUAGAUGAAGCUGUGUUCUGGAUCGAGUACACCAUGAGAAACAAAGGGGCCGAGCACCUGAGGGUCCAAGCCCAUGAGCUCACCUGGUAUCAGUAUCACAACCUGGAUGUCUUCAUGUUCCUCCUUUCCAUUGUUCUGGUCCUGAUCUUCAUGUUCAUCAAGACCUGCACGUUCUGCUUCAGGAGGUGCUGUGGCAGAAGAACAAAGGGGAAGACUGAGUAGAUGACUGAUGAGUGAAUAUCAAACAGUUCAUGGUGAUCCAGAGGUUUGUCUCAACAAAAUGUACCUCUGAUCCUUCGGACUCAUGGCUUGAGACUUAAAAUGAACGGAGCGAAGCUGAAAAGACAGUUUUUUUUUUUAAUUUGUUAAAGCGGUGAAACUAAUUUUUUUUGCUGUGUGUGCAUGAUUAGGAACAAAAGCUAACUUGUCAAACUACUGUAUUCUGCCAUGUAUCUCAGGUUCAGUGAGCCUGGGCUGAAAGUUACAUUGAUAACUUCUAUGUGAACAAUAACCGCGUGUUUAUUUCCCUUUCUCUUUUUGAUUGCUAGAAACUGCAUGCUCAUUUGCUCUCCUGUACUGUUGCACAAUUUGUCAUUAAAUCUGAAUGUUUAUUGCUAAUGUAACUCUAGAAAAUGACACAAUAGCAUGUUGGGUUAUUGUAUUAACAUAAAUCAAGUACUGUAAUAAUCAAACAUAAAAACCAUAAUACUAAACAGCUCUCUCCCUUCAUCAAGAUAAAUCCAGCAGAGCUUCAUAUAAAUAAAUUUGACAUUCAAAUUUUGAUAAUGUCUUUUUUGUGAAUAAACAAAGUGAGGAUGAUGA
Messenger RNA from Notolabrus celidotus (New Zealand spotty), 2614 nucleotides. Its product is annotated as UDP-glucuronosyltransferase 2A1-like. The record is from RefSeq and is a predicted model, not a curated record. Gene Ontology annotation, molecular function: UDP-glycosyltransferase activity. The coding region runs from base 422 to 2014 and encodes 530 amino acids. NCBI's taxonomy places the organism in Eukaryota, Metazoa, Chordata, Actinopteri, Labriformes, Labridae. The transcript is spliced from 6 exons.